Messenger RNA from Symbiodinium sp. CCMP2592, 2394 nucleotides. NCBI's taxonomy places the organism in Eukaryota, Dinophyceae, Suessiales, Symbiodiniaceae. The record is from the annotation of a GenBank genome assembly.
AUGGCGGCCGUGUGCAAGCAGCUCGAAGCUGCGCAGAGCUUCCUGAAGCAGGUGUCGAAGCUUCCAAACUUCGAUGCCUUGCGAGACAAACAGCAGGUGGCUUUGCUGUCGGUGCUGAAGAAAACCUCAGUGCUGAACUUGAAAGAUGCUAACAGCAUUUUUCAGAUGAUGGACGAGAACUGCUGGACCCCUGAGCAGAUCGAUGCACUGCGGGUGGCAGUGUCGCAGCGUCUGCAGACAGAGGAAGCGAAGGAGGACCCGGGCAAGCGUGGCCCGAAGUCGCAAGACUUUCAGAACUUCUUGGGUUUCUUGAAGCCUUCGCAGUGGACGUCGCUGCAGGCUUCCGGCUCUGUGUCCUCCGGCUGCAGCAUGCUGGUGAGCAUGCUGGCUCAGUUGGGUUUGAGGUAUCCCUCGGAGUGGACUUUUGGGACGAUGUACUGCUUCAUGCAUCUGGUCCUCGGUCUACAAGUGCCGGACGCCUCGAAAGCUUACUCGGAAAUCACGAAGCUGAAGCCCGCAAUCCGCAAGCAGCUGGAGGGCCUACCUGAACCUUCGGUUUUCUUGUUGCAGCUGCCCAAGACUCCGCUAGAGCUGCCCUCGCAGUUCUAUGCUGAAGUGUACGGUUCCGAGACGCCCUGCGAAGGUAAGAUCUCUAAGGAGCUCUUGCUCUUUACGGCAUCGCAGAUUUCCGUGCGAAAGUCUGGGGACAAGGUGCUGGACAAAGCAGCCCCACCGCAGGUGCCGGUGGAUCCAAUGCAGGCAAUGGCCACCACAGCAACGGCGCUGAUGGCGACUUUUGUUGCUACGCAUGGUCCACAGGCUGGUGCUGCGUCUGUCGGAGCCACCGCUGCGGCGGGGUCUGCUGCUGGACCCUUGGUAAGGAUGCCGUCGCGGCCGAUGCUGGCCUUGUGCGAUGCUCCGCCCGAAACUGCCGAGGAGGUCGGCUUUGGGACAGGGAAACAGGAAGCAGCAGAAAAGGCCGCCGACGCUGUGGCAGAGGCCAAAGUUCCCCAGCAAGACAGCCUUGCUUCCGAGAGCUUGGGGCCAGGCAGCGAGCCUAAAGGAAAGGCCAAGGCCUUUGCAAAGGCCAAGGCCAAAGCAAAGGCCAAGACUAAAGUCAAGGCGAAGGCCAAAGCACACAGCAAAGGUAAGCCUGCUGCUGCCUUGAAGCGACCUGCUUCUGCGACGAGCAGUGGACGGAGCAUCAAAGAGGUGCCGGGUCUCACGUGGCAGGCUAUACGGCUGCUGCAGAAGCUCGUCGCAGUAUGCCUGGCUACGGCCGGCAUUGCAGUCUGCCGCAGCGAGCUGGCUACGGCCGCCGCUGCAAGCUCCGACGUGCAGCGAGCUGGCUACGGCCGCCGCUGCAAGCUCCGACGUGCAGCGAGCUGGCUACGGCCGCCGCUGCUGCAGCGACAUCCAUGCGGCGAGCUGGCUACGGCCGCCGCUGCAGGCUGCGACAUGCAGUGGGCUGGCUACGGCCGCCGCUGCGAGCAGCCUGGCCACGGCCGUGCCAUGGGCGACGAUGAGGAGGAGGACAGGCGAAGGGCGGCGGAAGCGCCCAGUGGUGCGAAGGCAGCUGCGGCUGCCGACGUCUUCGAGGAAGAGAGCGAGGAAGAGAGCGAGGAGGAGGAGCCACAGCCGGUGGCGGAGCGCUCGGCCUGGAGGGCCCUGCGAGAGGUCGCUGCAGGUGGAGAGGAGCCGCAGCAGGCGGCGCCGCCGCCGCAGCUCAAGGAGGGACAGGAGCCCGAGGAGCUCCGCCGGCGUCUGCUUGCCUCCAAGCCGACGCAGGCAGACAAAGUCUCGGAGGAGGCGUCCGCCCGUGGGCGGAAGCCCAGCGCCGAGGCGCGGCCGAGCACCAGGCAUGGAUCGCCGGCGAGCUCGCGGCGCUCCCGAGACUCCCGCCGCAAGCGCUCCCGCGAGUCCAGCCGCAAGAGCCGCCGCGACAAGAAAGCGCGGAAGAGCAGCAGCCCUGUCGUGGGCCGCGACCGCAGCCAAGACAAAGACGGCGAGCCGCCUGUGCCUCCGCCCGAGAAGUGGCUCGACCAUGAGCUGGAGCUGGUUCGUGAAACCCUUUACUUCAUCAUGCAGUUCCGAUCGGUGGGCAAUCGAGACGUGCUUGCUAAGUGCAUCGGCGUGUUGGCCUGCUUGCGGACCAUGUGGACUGAUGUGGAGUCCUGGCUGCAGACUGCGCCCGACUUACAGCUUGAGUGUCGCAUUCGAGAGCUUCGCUUGACCCUGGGAAUCGUGCCGCAGUACUUCGGCAUGAGAUUGGGGCGAGAGUUUCAGAUCGCUUUCUCCGUCUGCAGAGAUGGAGCCGCCCUCGUGCUCCAAGUCCUGCAGCAGCAGCCAGAGCUGCAGCAGCUCCGUGCUGAUUCUUUGGAUCUCUUGGACUAA